UCUGUUUCCAGAGCGGUGCAUGAAAGUGCGCACAAGGGCCGGAGCCCUUCCUGUGUCAGUGUGACUGUGUGAGUGAGCCUGAGGAGCCCGGGGUACAGACAUGUUCCGCCUCACAACUUGCUGCCGCCACAGCCUUGCGCUCAGCCGGGCCAGACUCAGCCUUGCAGGCUCCCGGUCAGCUGCAGUGUAUGGGCUCCUAUCCGGCAAGGAGGGACAUGGCUCUGCGCGGAGGAGCUGUGCGCCUUAUACACAGAUUAUUCUACCUAAUGUGACAUCCGUCCGAUGUUUUGGCACUUCACCGGUUUCUGGGAAUUAUGAAGAUGGCAGAUUAAUUUACACUGGGAAUCUAGCAAAAUCAGUUCUUGGGAUAAAGUUUUUCUCGUAUUCCACCAGUAUUUUUAGUAUUUGCCUGAUGCCCUACAUUAUGCUGAAAUCUGGAAUCAGUGUUGACAGUUUGGCAUUAAAGAUCGCCUUUAUCAGUGUCGUAGGCUUCUUCACAUUUGUCACUCCAGUUACUUUGCACUUGAUUACAAAAGGCUAUGUGGUCCGGUUAUACCACAACGCAGAGACAGAUACCUACACAGCAGUCACUUACAAUGCCCUUCUUUCUGAGAAAAGGACAGUUUUUCAUCAAAAGGAUGUUGAAAUACCCGGAGUAAGCAAGAUGUUCACAACGUUUUACGCUCAAAAGAAAUCAAUGUUGGUGAAUCCGAUGCUUUUUGGAAAUCCUUAUGACUAUAAUCAUCUAAUGGGCUAUGAUAAGCCUUUUACAUUCAGUCCUGAAGAACUGAGUCAGUCUUCUGAGGAUAAAUAAAAAAAGAAAAAAGAUAUGGUUAUCGUUUGUGUUCAAAUUGUAUAUUGUUCUUAUUGCUCCUGCCUUAAGCUGGUCAUACACAUACUGAAAAAAAAUAUGCGUUUUUGGUCCCUGUGUACUUCCCAGACAUUCCCAACCAUUAUCUAUGUACCAUGGAUGCCAGUUGGUUCAACAGUUCUUGAUGUUCUAGCGGCUGGCCAGAACAACUGAAUAAAAAAAAAUGUCUCUGUUCUGUCACAUACCAUAUGAAGUGGCCUGUGUAUGCCAGCCUUUUAAUCUCCGCUCUUCUUAUGUAAAAUAAUUCGUACUAUACUGAGAACCCCCAGCCAAGUUGACCAUACACUGUCUAGCACCCCACAGAAUUGAACUGACCAGCCUGCAGGCCAGACAAGUUACAUACAACCAGUUAUAAAUGUGGAUCAUUGUCAGAUACAUUUUUUUUGUACAGAUGGUACCAGCCCUCAACCUGACAUGUACGCAUGAAAAUGGCUGAAAUCACUCAGAUUGCCCAACCACUCUGAUUUUGGAAGGAUGUACAUUGUGGGCCCCUGUCAUUUAUACCUUUAAAGUGCAAAGGAAGCUGACUGGGAAUUGAGGGACUAAGAGUUGGUGGUGACAUAGGUAAUAAAUUGUUAGGGUAAUGGCACUCAGGACUUACUUGAUUUGUAGGCUCCUCCUUUCACUUCAAAAGAAAGUGAACAUUAUUGAAAAGUUAUUAUAUAGCUUAAAUAUGGUUAUUGGCAUGUAUGCAAAUAAACCACUAACUGGAAAUUGAAAUUCAUAGUGAAUGGUGGGUGAUUUAGACUGUUUUGUCCUUUUCCACUAAGCAAAACACCCAAGCGCCAAAAUGUUUGAAAUUGUUUGAAAUUGCUGUGUGCCAUU
Xenopus tropicalis (tropical clawed frog) is the source of this 1696-nucleotide messenger RNA. RefSeq names its product transmembrane protein 70 (gene tmem70). The record is from RefSeq and is a predicted model, not a curated record. The coding region runs from base 101 to 814 and encodes 237 amino acids. The transcript has 3 exons. NCBI's taxonomy places the organism in Eukaryota, Metazoa, Chordata, Amphibia, Anura, Pipidae.